UAUCUCUGUCGCGAUGCGGUCACAUAAUCACGAUGACGUACUGGUUCCAAUGUGGUUGCCAAGAUGUCCAGCUGAUGAGCCGAGCACCUGAACAGACAAAUCUGUGGUGAUAUCACUCACCAGACUGACAACAUGAUAUCUCUACGGUAGAUGAUACUCGCAUGUCAACUUACGUGACAACUGACAGAUCUGUCAACAACACCACAUCAAACAGCUAACGUGCAGCAACAUGACUGACUUUGACACUGAUGAAGAGACUGGAGAAGUUGAUCUUUCACCAUUUCAAAUAUCAUGGUUGGAUCUGAGUUUUACUGGAGCUGAUGAAAAACUAGGAAUCUCUGGGCUUCCUGGAUGUCGCUUCAAAGACACAUGGAGGAAUCUAAACAAUGAUUUGAAAUGUCUUCAGAACAGUGGCGUGGAAGAGGUGUUUACGCUGUGCACUAAAGGCGAGCUCAACAAAUACCGCGUUCCCAACCUCCUUCAUGACUUCGCUGGGUCAAACAUCACAGUCCACCACUACCCCUUCCCUGACGGACAGGUGCCCUCAAGCAGCAGCUUACUCAAGAUGGUGGAAGAGCUCAGGGUCAACAUCAUGAACCAGAAAAAAUCUCUCAUUCACUGUUUCGGAGGCCUUGGACGCUCAUGUCUAGUUGCUGUGUGUCUGAUAAUGGUGAUGGACGAGAGUAUUUCCCCCGAGGAGGCCAUCGAUAAAGCUCGAGAGUUGCGAGGAGCUGCAGCCAUUCAGUCUGUGAAGCAAUAUAACUUUAUCAACGAUUUCCGGAAGCUGCAGGAAGAAGUUCAAGCAGAGGACGGAGGAGAAUCACGAUCUGUGUCGCGAUGAGGAUCAUAAUAUCUAAGGGUUGGGUGGGAAUUUCAUGUGUAGGAAUCGUCCAGGGCUGAGAUAUCUCCUCCAGCGAAUUAGUUGUUUUAAUUAUUCUGCAUUUCAUGUAUGAUGUUGUUUUGGUAUCCCACUUGUUAAGCUGUCACAUCAGAGAUCUGUUCUUCGAGUGGGUACAGCAAACGUGUUUUAGCUCAUUUACUUUCUCUAUUGUUAUGGUUUUUCUGACACUUUGAAAGUGAAACUUUGCUUGUUAUGACAUAAAGUUGAUUAUUGGAAACAAAUCUUGAUAAAAUGAUUGGGAAUGAUGUAAGCUUUCUUUGUACAUUUUCAUGUUAUGUAUUGCAUUUGAUAUUAUCUCUGUGAAACUUUGUGAAAUAAAACUUUAUUUUCAAA
Messenger RNA from Haliotis rubra (blacklip abalone), 1234 nucleotides. RefSeq names its product cyclin-dependent kinase inhibitor 3-like. Gene Ontology annotation, biological process: protein dephosphorylation. The record is from RefSeq and is a predicted model, not a curated record. Gene Ontology annotation, molecular function: protein tyrosine phosphatase activity. Bases 230 to 841 code for a protein of 203 amino acids. The transcript has 9 exons. Gene Ontology annotation, cellular component: nucleus. Lineage: Eukaryota; Metazoa; Mollusca; Gastropoda; Lepetellida; Haliotidae.